Suillus paluster is the source of this 1080-nucleotide messenger RNA. Its product is annotated as sister chromatid cohesion protein Dcc1. The transcript has 6 exons. Lineage: Eukaryota; Fungi; Basidiomycota; Agaricomycetes; Boletales; Suillaceae. Gene Ontology annotation, cellular component: chromatin; chromosome, centromeric region; Ctf18 RFC-like complex. The record is from RefSeq and is a predicted model, not a curated record. Gene Ontology annotation, biological process: mitotic sister chromatid cohesion; maintenance of mitotic sister chromatid cohesion. The coding region runs from base 1 to 1080 and encodes 359 amino acids.
AUGAGCGAAUUGGAUCUCAGAUUGUCUACAGCUACUGCUCAGGACACGGGCUCUUUCAGGCUUCUGGAACUUCCUCCAGAGUUGUGCCAAAUAAUCGAGUCUGCCUCUGAUAAGUUUCCUAGCCUCUUCAUCAAAGGGCACCCUACUGAGGACGCAGUACUAUGCACAUCAGACAAGACAUACGCCGUCCGCUCUGUCGUCCUGUCCAACACCGUGCUGGUCGUGACACCCUCCAGAUCGGAUCCAGAUGGGACCGUGCACAUCCGAGAUCAAUUGCACGAAAUCAUGGAGCUGACGCCUGUGGUACCGAAGCUACACAAGCUUUCGAUCCUGCUGAGGGACAUGGAAUAUGACGAAGGAGAUGAGGAUAGACAGGCAACCAUGCCAACAUAUAGCUAUGAGCAAGCUCGUAGUGAAAUACAGGCCAGCGAAGCUGAGUUUUCCCGGGGUCUGAAGGAGAGACGCAUCCUCAGGCAACUACGGCCCAUAGCCCCGGCGCAUCUUAGCACCAUCCUCGAACUCCUGUUAAACUACUUGAUAUCCCUGUCCCUCUCACACCAAGCUGCAGCAGUCGAGGAGCUGGCAUCUGUACUUGCUGAUGAGCAUGAAGUACCCCGUGCGGUAUCGAACCAAGUCAUCUCCUGGUUUGGGGAUGUAAAGGAAGGCCUAUGGAAAAUGGACGCAGAUGCACACAACCCAAUUUCUGAGCACGAGUUCCUCAAGAAAUGGAAAAACGUAGUAGGGGAUACUUUCGAGUCUUCCGUAAAGCUGUCCCUUCUUUCGGUGCCUGAACUCCAACGACAUGAUACACAGGGAAACUUUCUUCGAACCGUGUCCUUGUCCGGAGAUGGCAUGACAUUGACCUACUUCUCAUCUUCCGCAUUGCCAGUUGAUCCAGCCGCACGAUUCGUUGAGCUAUUCCUCACUCGCCAACGAUGGAAACACGAAGAGAUCGAGCCCUUCUUAUUGGACAUUGCUGUCAAUUCCAAGGAACGAGAUAAACUGCUCCUCAAGCAUGCUAGAGCACUAACAGACACCGAUGGGGUAUGGUACACUGCACGAGUAAGUUACAACAACUGA